AUGGUACUCGCAACCAGUCUCAAAGGCGCCCAUGUCCUCAUCACGGGAGGCACCCGGGGCAUGGGUGAGGCAAUGGUGCAUCAAUUUCUUCAAGAAGAGGCCAACGUCUCCUACUGCGCCCGUACGGUCACCAACACCGAGUUCGAUGAGUUCUACAAGACCCUCCCCGAAGGAAAUACUGCCCGCGCAGUGGGGACCGCUUUGAAUGUGGGCAACAAAGAAGCCAUCACAAACUGGGUCAAGAGUUCUGCGGAGAGACUGGGACGAAUUGACGUGGUUAUCGCCAACGCAUCUCCAAUGCACAUGGAAGGAGAGACGGAGCACUGGCAUGAAAGCUUCGCGAUCGACGUGAUGGGCUUCGUCGAGCUGGUCAAGGCGGCAACUCCCUACUUGGAAAAAUCCCCCCAGGCUUCCAUUAUCGUACAAAGCUCAUUUAUGGGCCGCGAGUUCUAUCGCAGCCCUCCGGCGGCAUACGGGCCCUGCAAGGCGGCGCAGCUGCAGCAUGUCCAGGAGUUAUCCCACUGGUUGGGCCCCAAGGGCAUCCGGGUGAAUGCGAUAUCCCCGGGACCGAUUCUUUGCAAGGGCGGCCCGUGGGAGAAGUACUCAAAACUUAUGCCAGAAUGGGUGGAGGAGCAGCGACUGAAGAUCCCAUUGAAGAGACUGGGGGGGCCAGCCGAAGUGGCUAACGUGGCGGUGUUUCUGGCCAGUCCUCUCGCGAGUUUUGUGACAGGCACCAAUGUGAUGGUCGAUGGUGGUAUUCAUGUGGGAACGCAGUUUUAG
Aspergillus tanneri is the source of this 780-nucleotide messenger RNA. RefSeq names its product SDR family NAD(P)-dependent oxidoreductase. Bases 1 to 780 code for a protein of 259 amino acids. The transcript has 3 exons. NCBI's taxonomy places the organism in Eukaryota, Fungi, Ascomycota, Eurotiomycetes, Eurotiales, Aspergillaceae. The record is from RefSeq and is a predicted model, not a curated record. Gene Ontology annotation, molecular function: oxidoreductase activity, acting on the CH-OH group of donors, NAD or NADP as acceptor.